This is a messenger RNA of Pseudonaja textilis, 2584 nucleotides long. NCBI's taxonomy places the organism in Eukaryota, Metazoa, Chordata, Lepidosauria, Squamata, Elapidae. The record is from RefSeq and is a predicted model, not a curated record.
UGACGAAAGAAGCCUGAAUUGCUUCCACUGAGAUUUUAGCUUACUCUACAAUUUACCAAAAUUCCAUAGUGGAAAUUGGAAAUUAAGGCAAUUUUUGCCACCUUUUUAUUGUUCUCUCAUUUUAGAUGGAAACGACCUUGCAGCAAUAAAGGCCUCUAGAGGGAGCUGAAGCUCUAUAAAAUGUCUCAGGUCUUGUUAGUGCUACUUAACUUCCCUUAAAAAGAAGCUGCAGGUUGGCUACAUUUCCCAUUCAGUCAUGUCAUACGUGUUUGUAAAUGAUUCUUCCCAAACAAAUGUGCCUCUGCUACAGGCUUGCAUUGAUGGAGAUUUUAACUAUUCAAAAAGGCUACUGGAGAGUGGCUUCGACCCAAACAUCCGGGACAACCGUGGCCGAACCGGUCUUCACUUAGCAGCAGCUCGAGGAAACGUUGAUAUUGCUCAGUUGUUGCACAAAUUUGGGGGUGAUCUUUUGGCCACGGAUUACCAAGGUAACACAGCUCUUCACCUGUGUGGACAUGUUGAUACCAUUCAAUUCCUCGUCUCCAAUGGACUCAAGAUAGAUAUUUGCAAUCAUCAAGGCGCAACACCUCUUGUCCUGGCAAAACGAAGAGGGGUGAAUAAAGAUGUGAUUCGAUUGCUUGAAUCGUUGGAAGAGCAAGAAGUGAAAGGGUUCAACAGAGGAGCCCACUCAAAGCUGGAAACAAUGCAGACAGCUGAAAGUGAAAGCUGGAGAUGUUUAGACUCUUCAUUGGAAAGAGUUCUAAAGAAGUUGGACUGUCACAUGGCCAAUGAACUUCAGGAGUCAGCUCAAAUUGCCUAUUUGGAUGCCAUGGAAAGCCACUCUCUCCUCAACCCCAACCUGCAGCAAGGGGAAGGUGUUCUGUCCAGCUUCCGAACAACCUGGCAAGAAUUUGUAGAGGACCUGGGCUUUUGGCGAGUGCUGCUUUUGCUUGUAGUCAUUGCUUUGUUGUCUCUUGGAAUUGCAUACUAUGUUAGUGGGGUGCUUCCCUUUGUGGAAAACCAGCCUGAGUUGCUGCAUUAAAGGCCAUGUAAAUUCAUAGUGUCUUACUACUAUUUGUAAUGUCUCAUUUUGUUCUUUGUUGGGCAUAUGUUGGUAGCUGCAUGUAAGGUUUAGACACACAACGCCCCCCCCUCUCCCCGACAUUGUAAAGAACCCCUUCCAAAAAUAAAGGAUGCAUUAGUCUUAGCUACAUUACUGAAAGUACUCAUCAACUGUAUCUAACAUGUUCUUGGAUUAUCAUUAAUCUAGUCUCUGCUGAUAAAUGUGACAAUAUAAAGAAGCAAUGGAAAGCUUUUCCUUGAUAUGCAAAUGUUUAUGAUCAGGAGAGCAAUUUGUUAGAUAGAAUGUCUCUAAAAAUUGUUGUAGAAUCAAGUCUUAUACUGUGGGCCUUUAAAGGUGGUCAUUUUCUACAAUUACAAGGAAUUUCCAGCAGAAAAACAAACUAAUUUGUAUUUCUUUGGUAAAGAAAACAUAUAUCAUAUUUUUCAAGAAGCAACACUUGAGAAUUUUUGCAUAAUUCCAUAAUUUUCACUUGAAAUAUUAACAGUUUUUCAUUUAUUUGGAACAAGACCAAUAUUUAGUUAAUCCAAAUGAGUUGGGAAAUAUCAAUACAUUGUUAGGAAUUUUUCUUUCGGUUGGGGAGAUUUUUUUUUACAAGUAAGCAAAAAUGAUGUUAAUGGCUUGAAAAUUUGAAUAGAGGUAUUGUGUAAAACUUGUGUCAUGAUUGUGGAAAAGGUUUAUUUUGCCCUGUUUAUAAAAUAUUGUAAGUUUUAAACUAAUUUUCCAAAUAAUUUAAUUGCAAUGAACUCCAUGUCCUAAUCCCUUAACAUAUGUAUUGUUGUAUAUGUAAAAUGAGACCUGACUUAAAACUAUUCUUUGAAGUAAAUAAUAUACGUAAAUAUAGGAUCUUUUUAAUAACUUCACUAAGAUUAUCUAACUAAGAUUGAUGGUUCAGGCACUUAAUGGUGCAGGAAGUAAUGUCUAGUUUUUUGCUGAACUGAAAAUUCUGAAAAUGAAUCCAGAUGUGCUGGAGCAUACACUGUCUCAGAGUUCUAUUUAUAUCCAGGCAAGAGAGAAAAUAAUUGCUCAUCUCUCUUCUUCUAUAUCCAAAAUAAGUAAUUAAUAAACCACGUUUAAAAUCUAAAAAUUGAAGCAAGUGAUUGAUAUGUUUACCCCACAUUAAGUUUUUCAUGUUCAUUCUAAGGAAAUAUAAUUUUGUGUUAAGGUGCAAUCUUCUGUGUAAAAUGUUCUGUAAUAUGUUUUGUAUUUUACUUAACAUUGGAGGAAACAUUGGAAAUGGACUAUUUGUACCCCAAUUUUAGAAUCUUUUUUAAAUGUUAACAAAAUAUCCUGAACACAAUUCAGUCAAAGUUCUAUCUUUUUAAAUACGUGGAUUUUCAAUUUAGCAUUUCUUUUUUUGAAGUUUGUAGGAUCUUGUUUAAAAUAACAAACAGCAAAUUCAAGACUACGAACAGGAACAAAUUAACUGCUCAAAAGUGAAUGUAGCAGAAAUAAGAUAUAAGCUAUUAGAAGAAUUAUAGGCUUAGGAUGUCUUUUUGUAAA